This is a messenger RNA of Ictalurus punctatus (channel catfish), 3111 nucleotides long. It is a transcript of the gene tspan12, whose product is annotated as tetraspanin 12. Gene Ontology annotation, cellular component: membrane. NCBI's taxonomy places the organism in Eukaryota, Metazoa, Chordata, Actinopteri, Siluriformes, Ictaluridae. Bases 798 to 1922 code for a protein of 374 amino acids. The record is from RefSeq and is a predicted model, not a curated record. The transcript has 8 exons.
UUGUGUUUGCCUUUAGGACCCGGAGGCUGACACCCUGGGACAGAGAGAGAGACAGACAGAGAGAGAGAGAGAGAGAGAGAGAGAGAGAUUCUCCUAAACUUCCCACAUGCACUGAAGUUGAAGUGACAGAGCCCUGCCCCAGCCUGAAAAGACUGGACAGAGAGCUCCCACAACACUGAGCUAAAGUAAAGUGGAGUACACAGUACUGCGGAGUUCACACAGCGCUUGCAGCUCACUUUGGAUCGUGUUAUACUUCAGCGCUACUUUCCACUAAAUAAGGCAUUGAAGUGAAAGAGGAUUAUUACCGUCACUGCAACAUGGCAGCUCUAUUCAAAUGCCUAUGGGCUUGUUUUUUGUCCGUAAGUGCCCACUCGCGCGAGCAUCCGCCGUCCUGAGGCACGAGGAAGCAGCAAAAGCAGCAAACCACCUGUCGCACGUGCUUUCGGGGAGAAAAGGAAAACUUCUGACGGAUAUUAAGCGCACUGUCACUCCGCGAGCGCGCUGCGCGUGCCAGCACAUGCAGUUUGGAUCGCCUCGGUUAACUGUAAUCGGUGUCUGAGAAGACAUGUGACAGCAUUAUUUCUACUCUCUCUCUCUCUCUCUCUCUCUCUAUCUCUCUCUCUCUCUCUCUCUCUCUCUCUCUAUAUAUAUAUAUAUAUAUAUAUAUAUAUAUAUAUAUAUAUAUAUAUAUAUAUAAAUAUACAUAUAUAUAUUCCCCAAAUCUGCCAGCGGAUCGCGUGCGCGCACGGUGGUGGACAGCGUCAGAGCGGUAGAAUGAGGAAUGACGCGCGUGCACGAUGGCGCGAGAGGACUCGGUGAAGUGCCUGCGCUGUCUGCUUUACGCUAUCAACUUACUCUUCUGGUUAAUGGCUCUGUGUGUGUUGGGAGUGGCUGCGUGGCUUAGGGAUUACCUGAACAAUGUGCUCACCUUAACUGCGGACACCAGUGAGCCUGGAGCCUAUCCCAGGGAACUCGGGACAAACUUGCGGGGGACACCCUGGACGGGGUGCCAAAACAUCACAGGAAACAAUCACACACUAUCGACAAUUUGGAAAUGCCAGUCAGCCUACAACGCGUGUCUUGGGACUGGGGGAGGAAACCCCCAAAACACGGGGAGAACAUGCAAACUCCAGGCACACAUGGCAGAGGCAGGACUCGUACCCCCAACCCUGAACGUGCUGGAAGAAGCAGCAGUCCUCACAUACUCCCCUGCGGUCCACCCCGUUGUCAUUGCUGUGUGCUGUUUCCUAAUCAUUGUGGCCAUGGUGGGCUACUGUGGCACGCUGAAAUGCAAUCUUCUGCUCCUCUCCUGGUACUUUGGCAGUCUGCUGGUGAUCUUCUGUGUGGAGUUGGCCAGUGGUGUGUGGACAUACGAGGAGCCAUCAGUGCAGCGGUCAGACAUGAUCAGCCUGAAGUCACGUAUGCCGAACUACGGCCUGCAGCGCUACCAGUGGCUAACACACGCCUGGAACUCCUUUCAGACUGAGUUUAAAUGCUGCGGCGUGAUCUAUUUCACUGACUGGCUAGAGAUGACGGAGAUGGAGUGGCCACCUGACUCCUGCUGCUCCAAUCAGUACGCAGGCUGCGCUCGCCACGCCCACUACAGUGACCUGAGCGACCUCUACCAGGAGGGUUGCGGCCCCAAGAUAUACAGUUUCAUCCGUGGCACGAAGCAACUGCAGGUCCUUCGUUUCCUGGGUGUGUCUAUAGGAGUGGCGCAGAUCCUGGCCAUGACGCUGACCCUCACGCUGCUCUGGGCGCUCUAUUACGACCACAAACCUCCCGAUCCUACGCCACCUGACACAGUUACACACACACACUGCCUUGCUGAGGAGUCCCAAAAACCUGGACAUGGGUACCUACGGACAGCCGACACCUGGGCUAAUGGACACAGCCAGUUUGAAAUGGAGCAGCUCUCUUAGCAAAAAGCGCUGUUAGUUUUUUUCUUACAUAUCUAAAACAUAUGGAGCUUCUUCUGUAGACUGGAACCGCAGCUACAAAGGGGAUGGGGUAGCAGGGAAUAUACAGCACCUUAUACAUGGAUAUAGAUUAGGAUGCUGUAGAACACUCACAACAUACCCUUAAAAGCUCGAAACACUCAGAUUAAGUAACCAAAGACGAUUCUGGAAGCGUCCCUACAUAGCUAUUCAGCCUUUCCCCACUAGAACCGUUGAGUUAUAGAAGAUUGGAGGAGGCUUCAUGAUUUUUAUGUUCACAUUUUUACCUGACAUUUCGGGAUUUAAAGGACUAUAAUCACUAGACGCACACAUAAACUUGGGUCUUAACUGUAUUUUAAGGGUGUAUUAAUGAAUUCUCUGCUAUUCUAAGCUUUUUUUUUGUUUUGGAUGCACCUCUACAUGUCUUAAUUCACUAGCACUGUGAUGUAAAUUAUCGAAAGAACAGUUCUAGUUUUAGCCAAUAAAAUGUUACAGCAGUGGCUUUGCUAUAAGAAAGGUUGAACACAAGCUGUGCUUUUUAAUCACGUAGCAUGUACACUGAAGCAUGUGUGUGAAUUACAGUGCAUUUAACAAUCAGAAUCAGGUCUUUUUAAUAUUUUUUUUUAAAAGUGUGUUUGUUGAAACUGGGCUGAAAUGUAGCUCAUUACUUGUUUAAGGAUAUUUUACAGACUGAAUUACAGUUACCUGCAGCAGGAUGUAAUAGAUAUAGUGUGUUUUUAAGGACUGAAAAGUGUGCUAUUAUAGGAAAUUAAUCAACAUCGGGGUGGUAGCAGCCCACAGCUUUUAAGGAUUCCCCUCAGAUGGACAAACUAAAGAACAGAAGCGUAUUCUCCAGUUUUUUGCUAUGUGAUGUACAGAUGGGUGACAAUUUUUUUUCGGGGGGUGACAAAGUACCACAGGCUUCCAAUAACUUCCAGAACAGACCUGGCAUAAAUUCUCUGGAAGUCUCUGGAAAUGUACUGGAGUAAUGGACACCAUUUUUCUAAAAGAUCAUUUGUCCACGAUUGUACCCAUGGCAUUUCAGAGCCACCAGUUUAUCUUUUAUCCAUUUUGCUGGGCAAACUUAUAAUGGUUAUUAGGUUAAUUCAGUUCCAACAACAGAAAAAUGAAUAUGAAUGCACAAUAGUUCAUUUAUUAAAAAGUUUUAUCAGUA